UACAAUAAAAAGAAUCCCUAGAGAAUUUAAUAUCUAUUUCAACAUCCUGAUAGUGAUUUGCAUUUUACUCCUAAGUCUACAUUGCUACGAGGUGUUAAAGUUUUGUUUAAUUUUCAACCUCACUAUAAAUUAAGUUCGUGUGGGAUAGGUACGGUCGUCGUGAACCCGGGAAACCCAUGGACACGUCCGACGACCGUUGGUGGUUUAACGAAGAGCCGCACGCCAAUGCACUCCCGGCCCGCCUUUCCAAGUCCGCCCUGGGCCUCUCCGAAACUCAACGGGUGGAACUUGAGCGUUUAAUUAUGGAUAUGGUUGCUUGGGAGCCCGACGCCCGCAUAUCCGCUGCGGAAGUCGUCCGCCGUCCAGGCAGACUCGCUGGCGGUGUCAGCGGAUGCUGCCCCCGAAAACCGGAUGAGUCCCGGCCCUAUCCCACAACCAACGAUGGAUUCUCGCGAGGCCACUCAGUCGCCUGGUCUAGAAUAAACGUCGGCUUCUCGCACAUUCAAUCACUCAGCUGUGUAACCAAGCUAGAGAGAGGAGUGGGUGGUGGGCGGGUAAAAAGAAAACGGAAACAGGGGCGUCUUGGGGUCCCAGAUAUUCUUUUUCGCAUGUAUUUAUGACCAGGCUCAAGGCGAACCGACGCGUUAAUCAGCUGCUGUCCGGCUGGGGAGUCAGUAGGUGAUCCAAACCACGCGCAGUUUGUGG
Chaetomium fimeti is the source of this 705-nucleotide messenger RNA. RefSeq lists its product as uncharacterized. NCBI's taxonomy places the organism in Eukaryota, Fungi, Ascomycota, Sordariomycetes, Sordariales, Chaetomiaceae. The transcript has a single exon. Bases 177 to 620 code for a protein of 147 amino acids. The record is from RefSeq and is a predicted model, not a curated record.